This is a messenger RNA of Morchella sextelata, 702 nucleotides long. RefSeq lists its product as uncharacterized. The transcript has 3 exons. The record is from RefSeq and is a predicted model, not a curated record. NCBI's taxonomy places the organism in Eukaryota, Fungi, Ascomycota, Pezizomycetes, Pezizales, Morchellaceae. The coding region runs from base 1 to 702 and encodes 233 amino acids.
AUGUCCAAGCUGCACCACCUGAAAACCAGCAACGUCGACGUCUUCCUCCCCGGGCCCAUGCCGGCACUAAGAUCCCUCGACGUCUGCUGGAUAGAUAAGAAGCCCACGCAGGUUGCAUCUCUCACCGCGCUCCUCACCGCCUCCGCAACAACCCUCAAAAGCCUCGCCCUCUGCCUCACCGCAAUCACUGUACUGGCACUGGAGCAGCUCGCACUCGACAUCCCGGCGCUCACGCAGCCAAUUGCGGCAGCGCUCAGUAAAGUGCUAGACCUCUCGCGGGGGUUGCUGCUGGACCUGCGGACUUUGCGCGCCCCGAAGCUGUGGCCGCCGUUUCCGGAUCCGAGGCGGGAUAGCGGACCGGAAGCGCGGCAGAGGGAGCUGGUGGGCAAUGCAGCGCUGAGGUGUCUGUAUGUUGAUGGGCCGGCGGACAUGUUCGUGGCAUCGUAUAAAGGGCUGGAGGAGCUCUGCUGCGAGAUGGAGGUUUUUUAUGUGCGCGUUCUGGCGGGGCAUGGGGAGACGCUGAGAAGGCUGCUCUUGGUGCGCAUGCAAGGCUUGAUGGUAGAGGAGGUGUGCGGGAUGGCGGAGGGGUGUCCGAAUAUUGAGGAUCAGCUGAAGAUGCUGGUGUUGGAUGGCGAUUAUGAGUCUCUUUCCGCAUCAAUAGCAACCCUGCGCAAGCGCCACACGCUCUCCCUCACCAUCUAG